CCACCCCCCCAUUCAGUGGAUACACCCUUUUCUAGUUCGGACCUCUAACCGUCGUGUCACGACUUUUGUAUUUAAAAAAGCGUAAAGAAACCUAACAAACAAUUCGUCUUACCUACGCCACUAAGUGAAUUUUGCUGUAACGCACAAGAGGUGACAGAUUUAUGCUCCAGCAUCUUCAAUAACUUUCCAGCUUUCCAGUGAAAUAAACGUGUGUUUUUGUGAGUGACUGAUAAGGUGCUUACUGUCCAUUAAGGCAGGAUAAAUAAACGGUGAACGUAAUAAAACUUAAAAGUGCUCUCAAGCGAAGAAGCGGUGAUACAUCUCGCACAGAUUUUUGGUUUGACAAAGUCCAAUUUCUUAUCGAUAGCAUCGUUGAAUCGCUGGAAAACAAACAGCAGAAAUCAACAGCAAACACAGCACCGUACGAAGAUGAACAUUCUGGUAAUAUCAUUUCUGGCCGUGGUGUCGCUGACAACCUUCCCGACCCAGACGUACUGUACGCCGGCCGCAUCCAGCAGUGGUACGCACGAUCCGAAGAAAUCGGUUGCCGCCGCCGAAGCCGCCCAGCCGGUCAACGAUAAUGGGCUGAAGGAGAUCUGGCAGGAGGACGACCGGGAGGUGCUGAUCCGUAACGAGCGGGGCACCAAGAACGGAGGCAGCGCAGCGGCCGGUAAGAAGAACCACAAGAAAGAGAAACUUUCCCCUUACAGCACGCAUCAGCGGCAUCAAGAUCAGCAGCAGCAGCAGCAGCUUCAGCAGCAGAAGCAGGACCAGCAGCAACUCGGUACCGGAAGCCGCAAAGGCCAGAAAAAGGUGAAACCGACCGAUGCGACCAGAUCUGAGCCGGCAGCGAACUCCCAGUGCCGCUACACCAAGGGACCGUGGACCGAAUGUGACGCUACCACCAACAAACGUUCCCGAACCCUUUCGCUGAAAAAGGGCGAAUCGUCCUGCGUCCAGACCCGUACCAUUGAGAAGAAAUGCAAAAAAGCCUGCCGUUACGACAAGGGAGCCUGGUCCGACUGUGACACCAACGGACAGAUGUCCCGCACGGACAGCCUGAAGCAGUCGAGCGAUACCACCUGCCAGACGACGAGAGUGGUCAACAAAAACUGCAACCAGGGCAAGUCCAAAGACAAACAGAACAAACCACCGAAGGCUGAGAAGAAGGAGAAAGGUGUCCGUAAAAAUCGCCAGUAAAUGCACAACUGCACAUGCCAUCACAAAUUCUACUUCUCAGUUUCUGAUCGAUGCAACGGCAACAGCAGCUGGGUUAAAAUGCUGAUCCUUUCUCCCACGGCCCAGGAAUCACAACAACAUCGGUUGCAUCUUCUUGGAUUAAAUUAAACAGUGUACGGAGCGUAAUCUUAAUGCAAGAUUUGCAUCCCCAUCAUUUGUCACUUACUUCACAUGUUUGCAAAUGCAAAAAAAGGUGUUUUAUGUUUUGUGCAAACUAAACUUCCUCCCGAUGGAGACGCAUUGUUUUCCACGCCACCGUACCUCGGUUUCCACUCCCUUCCCUCACUUUCUUCGUGGACGGAUCGAUGGGAUCGGUAGCGUUAUUUAUUAAGCAGAUUAAGCAGAGAACAUUAUCAUUCAUACAAACGGACAUACAAACACAAACAAACACACACAACGCUCGAACUCAACGGAAUACACAACAAAUAACAAAACUGCAUACAGCAUAGCAUUAGUGGCAAAAGAGUUUUACACGUAACGAUUAGUCGAUGGUGUGAAGAUUAUUAAGUAAUUGCAUUACAUACCGGUACGAUUCUCAGUGCCAAACGACAUAGUUUUCACAACAAAAAAACUUUUACUAGCGGCAACAAUGCGGGACACGAUCGACGCAACGUUUCGGAUGAUGUCUGUAAAGAUAAACAAAUAAAAACACGAAACAAAGAUGUUUAAACAUUCGAGCCCGAACAAAUGGAUUGGUGCUGCGUGGUAUACUGAGGGUUAUACUUUUAUUGUGAAAUAGAUUAAAGUUUGCCAUUUUCCAACCACUAUCCAGCGGGAGCGCUUAAGCAAACGAAAGCAGUAACAAAGUAAACAUUAAAAAAGGAAAGAAAUCAGCUCGGAAAAUGUGUCAAAACGCCCUGCCGAAAUGGUUCACAAUGAUCGAUAUCGGUUUGUAUGUGUGUGUGUAUGUGUAAGAAAACAAACCAGAAGUAAUGUAUUACAGAAGGAAAAGAAAACAUGACGAAACAAAUAAAAAAUUAAGCACCAGAAUAAUUCAAAUACAGACACAAUCAAACAAAUGUGUAACAUAGAAGAACGUAAAACAAAAGCAAAACAAGAAAGAAACAAACAGCACACAUCAAAGGAAAAGGAAACAAAAAUAGUAUAUACACAUAUAUACACAAUACAAGUAAAUUAGACGAACGAACAAUUUGCGCCAACUCCUUCGUAGUUCCUUGUAGCGAAAUGUAUCGACAUGAUGGAAUAUCCUUACAUACUUUCUUGGAAAUUGCAAAAUGAGAUGAUAAUUUUCAAUGCUUCUCUGUAAUGCAGACGAUACUGUGGUGGCGCUAAACACCGAAACAUUAAGUAUAAAAUGGACAGCGGAAUUACGCGCAGAAAUUAAAUAAGUUAUCCGUUUCUCUUUAACGCAUCCUAACCUUAAUAGAAAUAAACUAAACAUCGGCCGAAAUCUGUUGCCGCCGUUCCGUUGUAGACACACACGAAAAAAAACGUUUUUAAAAAGAAGCAAGAGAAGAUUGACAUAACAGAAAAAUCAAAUCCAUUUGCAUUGCAGCAUUGCAUCAGCAAACCGUAACCGUAAGGAAAUAAUACGUUUCCGUAGGCAACUCUCUUCAUGAAGUUGGUAUCAUUUUCCUUUCGUUUACACACAUGAUAGUACGAACAAGAGGAGAAACAGUGGUACCAUUCAUCUUUCUGCUGUUUGUUGAAAGUUUUACAUAGAUUUAACACACCGACAUUAAACACAAAUGCAUACACAUAAAUAUUAGGCGGAAGGUGAGCUAAACCAUGGCGCCAUUUUCCACGAAGAAGCAUCGAUCGAGAAUGGAACUGAGGAGAAGGUAAACGCAGAAAGGGAAUGAAACUGAUGCUGCAUGCGUCGACUUUCCAUCACUAAUCGCCGUAAGCUGCUGUGGUCUUGUACUAUCUUGUAUGUUUGAUGUUCUCAUCUCGAAAGUAAACCGAUUAUCGAUAGCAAGUUAAAAAAUAUUGUGCGUACGCGAACGGCCGAACGAACAAAUAAAAAAAAACAAAACCCAAACAAAGCGACGGUUUUAAUGGCGUCCAUCAGUCUAACAGCAAAAUGCAUUCACAGAAACAUUCGUAGUAUGGAAGUAAAAACAAAAAAACACCCGUUGAACGUUCAUUUGUUGCUGUUCCUUAAAAAAACAACAAGGAUAAUAAAAUGGAAAAUUUAAACAGGAAUGGAAACAACGGACAUAAUAAUAAGUGUUUUGUCAGUUGUAGAGAAAGCUCCUCAAUUAAAAUCAAUAAAACAAAACGAACAGAUUACACUACUAACGGAAAUAGCAAAAAAAAAUAAGAAAGAGCUGCAAAGUAAUAGAAACAUAAAAAAAUGAUGGAGAUGCAACAUUGGAAAACCAAAAACCAUAAACAGAAUGUAAAGGCCAAUAUAAAUUAGAUAAAUAUAUAUAUAUACAGACACACACACAUAUACACGUGAAAACACACACACAUUCACAGGCAGAUGGAAUAAAAAAAAGAAGAACAAAGAAAACAAUGGUCAGCUUCAACUGAAGAUGAUAAUCAGACGAUAGUACACACUUAACUAGGAAGCGGGAAAAAACAAGAAGAGGAACUUAUACAGAUAUUCUUAGUAUUUAACAAUUAAACAGUAAAACGAAGCAAACAGAAACAGUUCAAAAGGAAGGAAAAGUAUCCAAUUUUCAAAGCUAACUUUUUAACGAAUUGAGUGUUUGAUUUGUUUUGGUUUUUCUUUCAUGUUUCAAUGAAUCGCUUAAACUUUCGCAAAUGUACUAACGUUCGGUAAGGACUACAAUGUACCAUGUGUUUGGAAUUGGACAACUGAAGAGGUAACGUUUUAACGUUUGGUGAUUCAUGUUUCAUUCAUUACACUCGUAAAUUAGCAAGUAAACUGUGUGUGAUUUUUUUAACGAUCCUUUACAUUUUGGUAAACGUGUCCCGUUUACACAGCAGCAUCAUGCAAACUGUCGCGACAGCUCUUCAGUUAUUACGUUAAUCGGUUAUUCGAUAUUAUUGAUCUAAGCAGUAUAAAUUAUAUAGAAAACAAACAAACACAAAUACAAUAACUGUAGCAUAAACAAUAGAAACAAUAUUACACACAAAAACACACACACACACACGCAGAGAUCGAGCGAGUCGGCCAGCAGCAGCAGAAACAUGAAAAUUCAAAUAUCAAAUUUCUUAAUAAAACAUAUUCUUUUGUGAUAUGUUGUACAA
Anopheles funestus (African malaria mosquito) is the source of this 4422-nucleotide messenger RNA. RefSeq lists its product as uncharacterized. The coding region runs from base 430 to 1200 and encodes 256 amino acids. The record is from RefSeq and is a predicted model, not a curated record. Gene Ontology annotation, molecular function: heparin binding; growth factor activity. Gene Ontology annotation, cellular component: extracellular region. The transcript is spliced from 6 exons. Lineage: Eukaryota; Metazoa; Arthropoda; Insecta; Diptera; Culicidae. Gene Ontology annotation, biological process: mesoderm morphogenesis.